AUGGGUGAAUGGCUCAAUAAUAAUUUUUGCUUCGACGCGAAUUAUACCCCCGCAGCAAUGGCAGUUAAUCUCGGCAUCAGCUUGAAUGGGCGCUAUAACCUCACCAGCAGUAUACCGGUUAAUGCGCCGCCCACCUCGUGUAUACCGUUAAUAACGCCAUUACCCAUUUAUAUUUGCCUUCGUGUGGACAGCGUGCGCACCAUAAAUGGCAAUUUGACGUUGUGUUCGACACUGCUAUUUCGCUUCAUGCAGAACGAUCUCAUGCAGUUCUUUUUCGGUUGUGUACGCUUCGGCAGAGAUGGUUUCUUUUUCAAUCGUUUUAUAGCAUUUUUGCCGGGUGUUAAUGGGAAUGGGCUGUCCGAAGAUCAAAGCGGUGUUAACGGUAUAAAACAUGCUGAGCAAAUUUGA
Messenger RNA from Zeugodacus cucurbitae (melon fly), 408 nucleotides. RefSeq lists its product as uncharacterized. The transcript is spliced from 2 exons. Lineage: Eukaryota; Metazoa; Arthropoda; Insecta; Diptera; Tephritidae. The coding region runs from base 1 to 408 and encodes 135 amino acids. The record is from RefSeq and is a predicted model, not a curated record.